This is a messenger RNA of Coccidioides posadasii C735 delta SOWgp, 4142 nucleotides long. RefSeq lists its product as uncharacterized. Gene Ontology annotation, molecular function: ATP binding; ATP hydrolysis activity; ABC-type transporter activity. NCBI's taxonomy places the organism in Eukaryota, Fungi, Ascomycota, Eurotiomycetes, Onygenales, Onygenaceae. The record is from RefSeq and is a predicted model, not a curated record. Gene Ontology annotation, biological process: transmembrane transport. Gene Ontology annotation, cellular component: membrane.
AUGAUCGCUGAAGAGAAAGGAAUCUCCCGUGUUGAAGCAGACGAGGAGGCCGCUAUCGGCAUUGAUAGCCACGUUCAAGCUGCAAAGCACCAAAGCCGGACCCAUCUCUCUUUCCGCAAAGUCCAGCCUGUGGAUGUCCACGUGAAGGAGCUUGUUGUUCGAGUUGACACUGUCCCACCAAUAUGGCAAAGCUCCCCGUCUUUGCUAUGGGAUCGGCUACGGAGGAAGACGAAGGGGGAACCCCUCAAAACUGUGCUUGAUGGAGUCACCGCGGCGAUGCCGAGUGGGAGCCUCACAGCCAUAAUCGGUGGCAGUGGCUCCGGGAAGACAAGCUUGCUGAAUGUGCUGGCUGGCCGCAUGAACACAGGUCGCGUCAAAAUCUCGGGAUCUGCCACAUUUAACGGGCACGACAACAUCAACAGCGUCCGAAGCGCGUAUGUAAUGCAGCAAGAUGUCCUAAUCCCGACGUUGACUGUACGAGAAACGCUGCAGUACUCUGCGGAUUUGAGAUUACCCCCUCCUACAACCCACGACGAGAGACAAAACGUUGUGAAUAAUGUGAUCCUUGAACUGGGUUUGAAAGAAUGUGCAGAUACGAGAAUUGGCACUACGACCCAUAAAGGAUGUAGUGGCGGAGAGAAGAGGCGGACUAGCAUCGGAGUUCAGAUGUUAAGCAACCCAUCCGUCCUGUUUUGCGAUGAACCUACCACAGGUUUGGAUGCCACCAGUGCCUUUCAGGUCAUCAAAACGCUGAAAGCACUCGCGCGGGAUGGGCGAACGGUCAUUGUUUCCAUCCAUGCUCCGCGUUCGGAGAUUUGGGGCCUUUUCGAUCAAGUCAUCUUACUAUCACGCGGCUCUGUGCUUUACAGUGGCCCGGUUGAUAUGGCUUUAAGCCACUUUGAAGAAUGUGGUCACUCCAUCCCCGCUUUCGUGAACCCAGCAGAGUUCUUGAUUGACUUAGCGGCAUACGAUAAUCGAUCGGAAGAAUCCGAGUUUUUUUCGCGAGAACGUAUCGAAAAGCUCCAGAGAGCAUGGCGCGAAAGCCCCAACAAUCGACUUUUAGACGAGAAGGCCAGCUCUCAAAAUAGGGGCAUCGCAUCGGAAAAGGCCUAUCAGUCGAUCACGCCGCAAAAAGGUGCCAGUUUCGGUCAACAAUUUCGCGUGCUCACAGCCCGUACAAUGAAAAUGACUGUGCGAGAUCCUAUGGGCAUGACAGCCAGCUUGUUCGAAGCUAUCGGUAUGGCUGUAAUGAACGGAUGGGUCUAUCUUCGACUAGACCGUAGUUUAGCUGGGAUAAGGUCACGACAAGGAAGCUUGUACACGGCCAGUAGCCUCAAUGGUUACCUUAUUCUCCUUUACGAAGUUUUCCGUCUAACUACGGAUAUUCAACUGUUUGAUCGCGAGAGAAAUGAGGGCGUUGUUGGCGUUCCAGCCUUUCUCUUAAGCAGACGAGCUGCCCGAUUGUUCCUUGAGGAUUUGCCGGUUCCGUGCCUGUUCUCAGUGAUAUUUUACUUCAUGGUUGGCUACAGGCUUGCUGCGCCGGAAUUUUUCAUCUUCUUAACGCUCAACAUCCUCACUCAAUAUUUGGCGGUGUCUUUUGCAUCCGUCUGUAUUAGUCUGUCUCGGAACUUUCCAGGAGCAAGCUUGGUCGGAAACUUGUCGUUUACCCUACAAACCAUGGCGUGCGGCUUUUUCGUCCAAGCCAACCAGAUUCCCGUUUACGUGCGAUGGAUAAAGUGGAUGACUUACACCUUUUAUGUAUUUGGUGCUCUCUGCGCGAAUGAGUUCAUCGGGCCCAGUGGUCCACCGGAAGGCCAAUUCUACGAUUGCCCAUUCUCAGAUGACCCCUCAGAUCCUUAUUGCAAGGAAUACACCGGGCGAUUUAUUCUGGAAACUCUAGGCCUUCCAUCAAAUUGGAUUUGGCGGCCUAUGGUGGCAUUGGUUGGGUUUAUUACUCUGUUCUUCGGGGCAGCUUAUCUUAUACUUCAAUUUAGGAAAGUUGAUAUGGACAUUGCCCAAUCGCGAAGCUCAGAGGGUGAUCUGUCAGCAGGAAAGGAAAAAUUCGUCGCACGGCUGCCCGAUAAAUCCCAUCAUGUUUCUAUCCGGCUUGAUAACUACGCCCUUGAAAUUCAGAAAAGAAGGAUAGGUAAACGGGGUAUUGAGUCUCGGCGACUGCGCAUUUUGAGACCUAUAUCCGCUGAGUUUCGCCCCGGUCAGCUAAACGUAAUCAUGGGGCCUUCAGGGAGUGGAAAGACCUCAUUACUAUGCUCCAUUGCUCGGAGAUUACACGGUUCUAUUGGCACGAGAUAUCAUCUGAGCGGUCAAAUGCUCUAUAAUAGCUCAGUACCAUCUGAGAACGUGAUUCGAGCAGUAUCGUCUUUCGUUACCCAGGAUGACGAUGCUCUGAUGCCGUCACUUACGGUUCGAGAGUCCCUUCAAUUUGCUGCUGGUUUGAGGCUACCUUCCUGGAUGUCUAAGGAAGAAAAAAACCGACGCGCUGAAGAUAUCCUCCUAAAGAUGGGAUUGAAGGAUUGUGCGGACAAUUUAAUUGGAAGUGACUUGAUUAAGGGCAUUAGUGGUGGUGAAAAGAGAAGAGUUACCAUUGCGAUCCAGAUCCUCACGGAUCCGAAAGUUCUAUUACUCGAUGAACCUACAUCUGGCUUGGAUGCGUUCACAGCGACAUCUAUCAUUGAUGCCUUAAAUGGAUUGGCUGCUGAGGGCCGGACGCUAAUAUUAACCAUUCACCAGGCUAGAUCGGACCUCUUUCAUUAUUUUUCCAACAUCUUGCUUCUAGCAAGGGGUGGGCAUCUUGUUUAUGCUGGAAAGGGAUCUGAGAUGCUGCCUCAUUUCAAACAAUUGGGAUAUCCGUGUCCAGAGGCCACUAAUCCUGCUGACUUCGUCCUGGACUUAAUAACUAUUGAUCUGCAGGAGAAGGGGAGAGAGGAUGCUAGCCGUAAAAGAGUUCAGCGCCUGAUAUCUGGUUGGGAGCAGAACCCGGUAGAGCUCACUCGGCAGACUUCAGUAAUAUCAACCCCGGCCGAGCUGGGAAGCUUGAAGAGGAAGAUGAGCCCGUUUCAUCUUAUGUACCCGCUGGUACUUCGAAGAUCUGCCAUCAAUUUGAGGAGACAACCGCAUCUUCUUGUGGCACGCACAAUGCAGGUAAUAGGCAUUGCUAUUAUCUUGACACUCUUUUUUGCGCCACUAAAAAAGAACUACGAAUCGGUUCAGUCGAGAAUGGGGUUCAUUCAACAGCUUGCUGCGAUGUAUUUUGUUGGGAUGCUACAAUGUAUUGCAAUAUACCCGUACGAACGAGACGUGUUCUACCGAGAAGAAAGUGACAACUGCUACUCCGUCGAAGCCUUCAUUCUGCAAUACACAUCCCUCGAGCUUCCCUUCGAGAUCGCGUCAUCCUUGAUUUUCGGCGUCGUGGCCGCUUUCGCUGUCCGCCUCGAGAGCAGUGUCAAGAUGCUCUUCAUCCUCGCAUUCAACUGUUUCUGUAUUGUAAGCUGUGGAGAGUCGUUAGGUAUAAUGUUCUGCACAUUAUUCUCUCACGUCGGGUUUUCAGUCAACAUAACCUCUGUUCUGCUCUCUAUUUCUACCGUGUUAGGAGGCGUACUGAGUUUGAAUGUCCCCGCCGUGCUUCAAGCGUUUAACCACCUUUCUCCCAUCAAGUAUUCGGUCUCUAAUUUGGCCCCAUAUGCCAUGACGGGUCAGGUGUUCACGUGUACCAAUGCCCAGCGUUUACCCAAUGGAAACUGCCCCAUUGAGACGGGAGAACAGGUUCUCAUGUUGUACAAUCAGGACGACAAAGACCCUGCAAUCAAUGUGAUGGCGUUGGGACUAGUUGCAAUCGGAUACCGGCUUGUGGCAUAUUUGCUUCUGAAAGCAAUGAGAAGCCAUGGUAUAUCGAAGAGUAUCUGGAUCGGCCUAUCCAAAUCUUCCAAGAAACCACAGGCAUGAUCUGGAUGUAUCCUGGUGGAAAUUACGGGGUCAUUUUAGCCAGACUUCACAGAAAGCUUUGUGUGAUGUCAUUAGGUGCAUUUGAGUGAAACAAUGGGUGCUUUAUGUCAUUUUCUAGACUUGUAGCCCUGGAGGUGUACCUUUUUAGCAGCAUAGAGUGCCAUUGCACAAGUGUUCUAGGA